Messenger RNA from Coregonus clupeaformis (lake whitefish), 702 nucleotides. Its product is annotated as myosin-6-like. Gene Ontology annotation, cellular component: myosin complex. The record is from RefSeq and is a predicted model, not a curated record. The transcript has 8 exons. The annotation marks the transcript as partial. NCBI's taxonomy places the organism in Eukaryota, Metazoa, Chordata, Actinopteri, Salmoniformes, Salmonidae.
CUGACCAAGGAGAAGAAGGCUCUGCAGGAGGCUCAUCAGCAAACGCUGGAUGACCUGCAGAGUGAGGAGGACAAAGUCAACACGCUGACCAAGGCCAAAGCCAAACUGGAACAGCAAGUUGAUGAUCUUGAAGGGUCUCUGGAGCAAGAGAAGAAGGUGAGAAUGGGCCUUGAGAGAGCCAAGAGAAAGCUGUCAGGUCACUUGAAGUUGACCCAGGAGAGUCUAAUGGACCUGGAGAAUGACAAGCAGCAGCUGGAGGAGAGAAUGAAGAACAAGGACUUUGAGAUGAGCAAACUCAACAGCAAGAUUGAGGAUGAGCAGGUCUUGGGUGCCCAGCUUCAGAAAAAACUGAAGGAGCUGCAGGCCCGCAUUGAGGAGUUGGAGGAAGAGGUAGAGGCUGAGAGAGCUGCUCAAGCCAAGGUGGUGAAACAAAGGGCAGAUUUGGCCAGAGAGACUGAGGAAGACCGUAAAAAUCUGAGCUGCCUGCAGGACCUGGUGGACAAACUGCAGCUGAAGGUCAAAUCCUACAAGAGAACUGCAGAGGAGGCUACUGAGGAAGACCGUAAAAAUCUGAGCUGCCUGCAGGACCUGGUGGACAAACUGCAGCUGAAGGUCAAAUCCUACAAGAGAACUGCAGAGGAGGCUAUGGCAAAAGUUUCAACUUUGAAUAGCUUUAAGGCUCUGGAUAAGAGCGUCUGCUAA